Messenger RNA from Dipodomys ordii (Ord's kangaroo rat), 379 nucleotides. Its product is annotated as chromosome unknown open reading frame, human C19orf33. Lineage: Eukaryota; Metazoa; Chordata; Mammalia; Rodentia; Heteromyidae. Bases 56 to 358 code for a protein of 100 amino acids. The record is from RefSeq and is a predicted model, not a curated record. Gene Ontology annotation, cellular component: nucleus. The transcript is spliced from 4 exons.
CCUGAGGCACAGUUUAAGCUCUCCCGGCCUCCCUUUCCCCACACACCUCAGCACCAUGGAGUUCGACCUGUCUGCAGCCCUGGGCUCCACUUCCAACAAGCCAGCAGGGGCAGGCCAGGUGGUAGACCCCAAGUCCUGUCCCCACAAAGCUCAGGGCGGGCCAAAGGCAGGCGCCGCUCAGCACCCGAAGCAACGCCACGGGAGCUCCUCGGACUCCAGCAGCAGCAGCAGCAGCUCCAGCGAGGCGGAGUCAGAGGGGAAGGCCGCCGGCUGCGAGCAGCGCAAGCCCUGCCCGGACAAGGCCAAGAAGCCCAAGAAGAAGGAGAAGAAGGGGAAGAAGGAGAAGGCCCCCCAUUGACGGCAGGCGGGCGGGGCCAUU